AUGAUGUCCACGGGUCCAGCAGAGAAAUACUUUCCCCAAGUUAAAGGGCUUGAUAUGGGUGAACAACUGGCACCGGUUCUUGCUGUUUGUUCUAUAGGUACAGUUGAAGAGCCAGUUUUGGAACGACAGCCUUUAAUGUUCUGCAGAGAUACCGACUACUACUUCAUCGUAACGUCUUCACUGUUCGAAAUGAACGAAUGUUUUCGACUUAUGAAUGAACAGUCACAGUGUAAAACUCACACGAAAGAUACCACAUAA
Messenger RNA from Haemonchus placei, 258 nucleotides. NCBI's taxonomy places the organism in Eukaryota, Metazoa, Nematoda, Chromadorea, Rhabditida, Trichostrongylidae. The record is from the annotation of a GenBank genome assembly.